AUGAUUAAACUCGGUAUGUACGGCUCGUAUUUCGGUAAGGACGAUCCAAAAACACUUCCUUAUGUUGAAGAUGUGAUCGAUUUUGCCUACGAGUUGAAACUAGACGUCGUCGAUUUCCGCGCAGACGUGGGCUUUCGCUCGCAGGACCCCGAUUAUCUGCGCGCCAUCAAGAUCAAGUGCCUCAAAGCCGGACUCCCCAUCGGCUACCUAGCGACCGGCGGGCAUUUUGUGGGCACGGAAGAUGAAUUACAGCAGAAAAUGGUUCGGUGCAAAACAGACUUAGACACGGCGGUUUUCCUAGGCACACCGAUGGUCAGAUCAUUCUGUGGCCCCACGCCGGAGACCGACGAAGGGAAAGCGCGCGAAGUCGCGUGUUUCCAAGAACUUUGUGAUGCCGCCGCUGAAAAGGGCAUCAUCGUCGGGGUACAGAACCAUCCGUGUACCGGUGAGGGCGUCCUGAGUCUCCUGCGUGAGACAGACCGUGAAAACUUCACCUUUAUUCUGGAUACCGGUCAGUGGGUGGGAUCUCCUUCGCGGACCCAAGGCGUCCCCGAUCCGGACAUCGAUACCUACGAAUUUAUGGAACAGACCGCUCCCUACGCCGGGUAUGUCCGCGCUAAAGUUUAUAAAGUGGACAGCGGGCGUGAGGAGUGGCUAGAUUAUGAGCGCAUCGUUGAAAUUCUGAAAGCAGCGAAUUUUAACGGCUGCAUGUCCAUCACAUUUGAAGGCAAGGACGCCAACGAAUGCGAUGAUAAGGAAACCUUCAGGCGAGCGGCUAAGUAUCUGCGCGAACUGCUUGCCGCAUAG
This is a messenger RNA of Geodia barretti, 807 nucleotides long. Lineage: Eukaryota; Metazoa; Porifera; Demospongiae; Tetractinellida; Geodiidae. The record is from the annotation of a GenBank genome assembly.